Molecule: messenger RNA, 1194 nt
Organism: Pichia kudriavzevii
Lineage: Eukaryota; Fungi; Ascomycota; Pichiomycetes; Pichiales; Pichiaceae
Exons: 1
Coding region: 1-1194 (397 amino acids)
Biological process (GO): L-valine biosynthetic process; L-leucine biosynthetic process
Cellular component (GO): mitochondrion
Molecular function (GO): branched-chain-amino-acid:2-oxoglutarate transaminase activity
Source: RefSeq, a predicted model, not a curated record
AUGUUUUCAUCUUACUUGAGAUCUUCAAAGGCUAUCUUCAAGACCACAUCCAGAACCAGAAUGUCUUCUUCUUUAGCUCCACUAGAUGCUACCAAGCUUAAGAUCACAAAGACCACCUCUCCAAAGGAGAAGCUUCCAAAUGACAAGUUAGUCUUUGGUCAAACCUUCACUGAUCAUAUGCUUCAAAUUCCAUUCUCCUUCAAGAAAGGAUGGGGUACUCCAGAGAUUGUUCCUUAUGGCCCCUUAUCCCUAGACCCUUCCUCCUGUGUGUUCCACUAUGCCUUUGAGUUAUUUGAAGGUUUGAAGGCAUACAAGGAUAAGAAUGGUGAUAUCAGAAUGUUCAGACCAGACAAGAACAUGGCGAGAAUGAACAAAUCUGCAGACAGAAUCUGUUUACCAACUUUUGAUUCUGAACAGUUGACCGACUUAAUUGGUGAAUUGUUGAAGUUGGAUCACAGAUUUAUUCCAUCUGAAAAGGGCUACUCGAUGUAUAUCAGACCAACUUUAAUUGGUACUUCUCCAGGUUUAGGUGUUCACACUCCAGAUGAGGCAUUGUUAUUUGUCAUUUGUUCUCCAGUCGGACCAUACUACAAGACUGGUUUCAAAGCAGUCAAAUUGGAAGCUACUGAUUAUGCAACCAGAGCAUGGCCAGGUGGUGUUGGUGAUAAGAAGUUGGGUGCCAACUAUGCACCAUGUGUCAAGCCUCAAUUAGAUGCAGCUUCUAGGGGUUACCAACAAAACUUGUGGUUAUUUGGCCCAGAGAAGAACGUCACCGAAGUUGGUACCAUGAAUUUCUUUGUUGCAAUGAAAGAUUCCAAGACCGGUAAGAAUGAAUUAGUCACGGCACCUUUAGAUGGUACUAUCUUAGAAGGUGUCACCAGAGAUUCCAUUCUUUCUCUUGCUAGAGAGAGAUUGAAUCCAGACGAAUGGAUCAUUUCCGAAAGAUACUGCACCAUCAACGAAAUUAAGGACAAGGCAGAAAAGGGCGAAUUAUUAGAAGCCUUUGGUUCAGGUACUGCUGCAAUUGUCUCCCCAAUCAAGGAAAUCUCCUACCAUGGUGAAGCAAUCAAUGUUCCAUUGACUCCAGGCGAAGAAUCCGGUCCAUUAACGAAACAAUUCUUAACCUGGAUCCAAGAAUUACAAUACGGUGAAGUUGAAAGCGACUGGUCUAAGGUUUACAAGGUCGAAAACUAG